AUGGAAAGCCCCCACGAGCACCAGCAGAGCCUACUCCUUGGGCGCAUCAUUAACAACGUGGAGAAGCUCAAUGAAGCGGUCAUGGUCCUAAAUAAGAACCUCCAGGAAAUCAACAUUCAGAACAUGAACGUUGAGCUGGUCGCUCAGAUGUUCAAGAACUACCAGUCCAACGUGCUCUUCCACCUUGAAGCCACGGACAGCCUGAGGGAGCCGGUGGAGCAGUAG
Molecule: messenger RNA, 225 nt
Organism: Diplodia corticola
Lineage: Eukaryota; Fungi; Ascomycota; Dothideomycetes; Botryosphaeriales; Botryosphaeriaceae
Product: dash complex subunit dad4
Exons: 5
Coding region: 1-225 (74 amino acids)
Biological process (GO): attachment of spindle microtubules to kinetochore
Cellular component (GO): mitotic spindle; DASH complex
Source: RefSeq, a predicted model, not a curated record